Messenger RNA from Closterium sp. Naga37s-1, 1041 nucleotides. NCBI's taxonomy places the organism in Eukaryota, Viridiplantae, Streptophyta, Zygnematophyceae, Desmidiales, Closteriaceae. The record is from the annotation of a GenBank genome assembly.
AUGGCUUCACUGGCUCUAUCCCCUCCACCAUCUCUGCCCUCACCGCCCUCAACAUCUUGUACGCCUCCCCUUCCCAUCCUCUCUCCUCUUCCUUCCUCUCUCCCUUUCCCAUCUCCUCUCCUCUUCCUUCCUCUCUCCCCUUCCCAUCCUCUCUCUCCUUCCCAUCCUCUCUCCCCUUCCCAUCCUCUCUCUCUCCUUCCCAUCCUCUCUCCCCUUCCCAUCCUCUCUCUAAUUCCUAUCCUCCUUCCCUUUCCCAUCCUCUCUCCAAUUCCUAUCCUCUCUCCCUUUCCCAUCCUCUCCCCCCUUCCCAUCCCCUCUCCCCUUCCCAUCCUCUCUCCAAUUCCUAUCCUCUCUCCCCUUCCCAUCCUCUCUCCCCUUCCCAUCCUCUCUCCCCUUCCCAUCCUCUCCCCCCUUCCUCUCUCCCCUCACUUCCUCUCUCCCCUUCCUUCCUCUCUCCCCUUCCCUCCUCUCUCCCCUUCCUUCCUCUCUCCCCUUCCUUCCUCUCCUUCCCCGUCCUUCCAUGGGAACCCCAUUAGAAAUGCAGUGGUCGUAGAAAUAAGGAAGGGUAUACAUACCGCCAAAGCACCAGGUUUGAGAGUAGAUGUUCCUGUGGCCAUCCCCCCUCCUCCCUCCCCUCCUCGCCAUGGCCCCACCAGGGACCUCUACGGGAACAACAUCUCAGGGAGCAUUCCUGUUGGCAUCAGCGAGCUACCUAUGUUGGGUGCCCUUUUGGCAAAGAAGCAUUCUCGCCCCUAUCUCACCGUGCAUGCCUUCACAUCUCCUCCACAUCCCCUCCCCUCCACAUCCCCUCCCCUGCACGUCCCCUCCCCUCCACAUCCCCUCCCCUGCACGUCCCCUCCCCUCCACAUCCGCUACCCUCCACGUCCCCUCCCCUCCACGUCCCCUCCCCUCCACAUCCGCUCCCCUCCACAUCCCCUCGCCUCUGCCUGCCCUCACUGCGUGCAGAGACCUCUCCCACAAUCAGCUCACCUCCAUGCCUUCUACCCUCAAUUGGGGGGGGCAUUUGUAAGUCUUGGGUGA